Molecule: messenger RNA, 1529 nt
Organism: Paramecium sonneborni
Lineage: Eukaryota; Ciliophora; Oligohymenophorea; Peniculida; Parameciidae
Source: the annotation of a GenBank genome assembly
CAAGAAAGUUAAAUAUUCAUAAAUUUUAUUUUUAUAUGCUCAAAUCAAUUCGACGUAAAUUGUAGGCAAUAACAGAUUAUGAAAAUGAAAAUUAUGAGGUAUUGAAAUAUAAGAUUUAGAUAACAAUAGAAUUACUUAAAAGGGGUGAUUUAACAAAGACAGAACUGGAAUUUAUGAUGAAAAAUUUUGGGAAUUUAAAAUUCUUCGAAGAGUAGAAAUCUAAGCUUCCUCUUUAUCUUUAUACGUAAAUUUACAAGAACCUUAAUUAUGAGAAUGUAAGAGCAUAUGAAUCAGUUUUUAAUUAUGGUAUAAGCUAAUAUUAUGACUAGGUGAUAUGGGAUCAACAUAUUAUAUAAUUCUAAAAGGUGAAGUGGUGGUAUUGCUACCGAAACCUUAGAUAUAGGAAGAGUUAUUGAAUCAUCGAUUGACAGUUGAAUAGAUAAGAUAAAGAAUUGAGAAUGAGAAAAGAAAAUAAUUUAGCGAUUUUAAUGAAUAUUUAACAAUAGCAUAUUAAGACUUUAUAAAGGUAAGAGUAUUAAAGGCUGGAGAUACAUUUGGAGAAUUAGCUCUAAUAACAAAAUCAAAGAGAACAGCAACAAUAAUUUGUAGUGUAGAUUGUCAUUUUAUGACUCUUUAAAAAAACGCUUUCGAUCGUAUUUUAUAUGAGCAUCACAAUUCAAUACAUAAAUAAUAAUUAGCCUUCUUUGAUAAUAUCCCUUAUUUACAUGGAAUACCUGAUUCACAUUUGACUUAACUAAUGCAUUAAAUGAUAGAGAUUUAACCUAAAUUGAACAGUAUAAUAUAUAAAGAGAAUGAAGAGUCACAUUCAGUAUAUUUUAUAAUGACUGGAGAAGUAGAAUUGUCAUAUCAAAUAAAUAAUAGAUAAAGGAUUGUUAUAUCUUUAAUGACAAAAGGAGCAAUAUUUGGAGAAAAUGAAAUACUUAAAGGAAUAAAAAGAACUUAAAAGGCUACUUGUAAAAGUAAUGAGACAAUAUUAAUGACAUUGAGUUCUUAGCAAUUUCUAAUGACUUUAGAAAAUCAUAAUUUAACAACUGAUUCUUCUAAGAAAUCAGAAUUAAAGGCAGAAAGACAUUUAAAGUAAAUUCUAUUGAGAAGAAAAGCUACUGAAUCUUUACUUACUAAUCGACCUCAAACAAAGACUAUUUUAAAUUUAGAUUCAGAAAUUACUCGUUUUUGUUAGACUAGAUAAAUUUCAUUAAGUAAUCGGCAUAUUUAACAUCCACCUAUUACAAGCACAAAUUGUUUAAUUCCUAUUGAAAUUCCAAAUUAUGUAAAAUUAACAUCAGAGUAUCAAAAAUAAAGUCAUUAACUUUAUAAAUUAAGUAAUACAAAUUCUAAUCGAUUGAGAAACUUGUUAAAAACAGAAAGAGGUGAAUUAACUUAGUUAAAAGGAUCUUCUUAUUUUUCAAAUACUUCUUAAUAAUCUCCAAAACAUUUUGUAAAUAUUCAUGUAGAGAGAUUAAGAAAAUCUAGACAACGAUGAAUCUUAUUUCUAAAAUGUGUAUAAA